CCUCUGUUGAUGUUUCUGAAUGCAGGAACCAUGGUCAGUAAGGACGCUGGCAAAUGCGUACUCACAACGUCAGAGAGCGAAGUGGAACCUGCCGCCUGCCUGGCCCUGGAGAUGAAAUAUGCCCUGGAUGCCAACCGGCAGAUCAAGAAACGGAAUAAAGCCCUGCAGGUGCGGUUUAAGGAUAUCUGCGAGGCGCAGAACGAGCAGCGGGACUCACAGCUCACCACGGGGCAGGUGGCCGAGAGGCGCGAGGCCAGGCCCGCAUCCUACCGGGCCGCCUACCGCAAGUACAUGACGGUGCCGGCGCGGAGGUCCAUCCCCAACGUCACCAAGAGCACCGGCGUGCAGACCUCCCCAGACCUGAAGAAGUGUUACCAGACGUUCCCACUGGACCGCAAAAAGGGGAACCUCAAGAGCAUCCCGGCUGCGGAUGCCUUUAAAAGUCAGAACAACGGGUUUGAAAUCGAUGCAAAGGAGAAAGGUCAGGAAGGGCCUGGGGAGGAGGCCCGGCCGUGGGCUGCGGGCCGGGUGCAGACGACGGCGGCCUUGGUUUUCCACCCCCACGAACACAUGAACGCGCUGGACCAGCCGGCCGGGGUCAACUGCGCAGAGCUGUGCAGAAACCCCGACGUGCGCAGCUGCCCAGAAAGACCUCUCCCAAACUCGACCCGGACUCCCUCCCGAGAGCCCCACCACCAGCUGCUCGGGACAGCAAAGCAGGACAGGGCCACACUGGACACCGAGGAACCUGCUCCCUCGGCCUCCGGCAGGGUGUUUAAGACAGAGGUGGCCACUGUCUAUGCACCUGCCCCAGGUGCACAGGCCCCGGAGCCCGCCUUGUCGAACUCUGCCGCCGCGAGCCAGUGGUCCCUCUGCCCCGCAGCCGACGAGGAGCGGAGCAGGGCCACCCAGCUCAAUGGGCUCCAGGCGCCCCCGACGCAGUGCCUGUCCCCCGAAUGUAGCGACCAGCCCCUGCAGACUCCGGCCCCCGCGGGGCAGGAGCACCAGCCUUCUCCGACGGGGGCUGCUGCGGGUGAAGCAUGCCAACAAAUCGUGCCUCGUACGGAAGUGGUGGACCUCAAAGCACAGCUCCAGGUGAUGGAGAACCUGAUCAGUUCAAGCCAGGAAACCAUCAAAGUGCUCCUGGGGGUCAUCCAGGAGCUGGAGAAAGGGGAGGCCCACCGGGAAGGGCUCUCCUAUCGGACGGGGCAAGACACAGCUAACUGUGACACGUGCAGGAACAGUGCCUGUAUUAUCUACAGUGUGGAGCUCGAUUUCAAGCAGCAAGAAGACAAACUCCAGCCCGUUCUGAGGAAUCUCCAUCCCUUUGAGGAAACUCAGGUUGCACCCUCGCCUUACUCUCAGGAGACGCACUCCUCCACGCCCAAGCAAAAAUCCAAAACGGAAUCUAAAAAGCACGGAAGAUGGAAACUCUGGUUCCUUUAAAACGCGUGGCGUUUGGCGCUGAAGGGCCGUCUGGUCUUUAAAACCCACCGGAGUUCAAUCCGUCCUUUUGCAAAACCGAGGGGAGCGAGCGAACCGUGGCCGACGCGGGCGCCACCCGGUCUCACCUGCUUACCAAAAAGGCCUUCGUACCAACAGUGAACAGAGGCAAGGUGUCCAGUGUCAGCCUUGCCAGCUGCUCUUCACAGUUCGCGGAUGUGGGGCGUGAAAUCCAACAUGAACCUUACCGCAGGGGGAGGGGACAAGUACAUCGUACCCGCGCCCAGAUCGCCAAGGACGAUGUCGUCAGCCUGCAAACCGGAGGCUGUCCCUCUGCGCACAGCUGAAACUCAUAAUUAUUUCCAAGCAAAAGCAAGCCUUACGUUUGCCAAGGACUUCAUUUUUACGUUUCAUUUUGCAGAUAAAAAUAAGCAGGGGGUGGGGGCGGCUCUCAGCACAUCACAUUCUAGAGAAAGCACAAUUUUUCCACGUGGUCGGAGACCAUGACUAAUCUCUCAGUGUGACUCUGUGUAUAUCUGCCUUCAUGUGCUGUAGCGCUAAGCCAAGCGACCCCAUCUCGGUGUCACAUUGACACCUGAAGAUUAGCAUCCUCCACGUCUCCAGACCCGCGGAACGUUUACCGCUCGUUUCCAAACGGCGCGCAGCCAGGAGUCCCCCAAAGUCAGGACGGGCCUGUCAUCCCUGCCGGGUGACAGGGUCAGAGCUAGCGGACACUAAGCUUUCCCAGAUCUCAUUUUUAAUCUUUUGAUACCCAAAGGCCAAACGCUAAAUCCUGGCAAGAAUUUGAAAACACACGUAGAGGUACACGGAGAACGCCGUCGCCAAUCAUUCGCGGGCUUUCUCCCUGCCCCUGGCAAGGGCUCCCGCGGAUGUAUCUCCGAGACACUGCUCAUCUGAAGGGAAGGGCAGGCGGCCGUCUGCUACAGUGUGUUGUGCUGCGUAACAACCGUGGCAGACCUGCCAUUUCAAAGAGCAACAGUGUUUAGUUUAGCUGCUACCGUCAAACAAACGUAGUAUCAUCUACAUGUAACCUAUCAGUAAAUUGUACUAAAUGAAAUACCUAGGGGAAAGCUGUGAAUCCAAUGUUUUUAGGUAUUUUUUAAACACACAGUGAUGCAUAGAGUUCUCUUUGGAUUGCACAUUGCAAUAUAAAUCUUAGUUCCUUUAUUUUUUCACACAUUCCUUUGCAAGUGUCUUUUUCUAGAAAUCCAAACCCCCGGGUCUAUGAAUGACUCUAUCAAUUUUUUUAUUUUUUUUGCUUUUCAUAAUAGGAAGGAGGGAUCUUCUUUUGCCUUUUUUUGGUACAAGUUAAAUUUUGAAUAGUUUGUGAACAUCCGAGAAAACCUAGUCUUCGAGUUUCUGUCCAGUAGUCUCACGUCCGAUCCAGUGCGGACACGCACAUGUGAUCGAUCAGCUGCCGGGAACAAAGCGGCUCCUCCGAGAAGUCCCUCCCCCCGCACCGGCCAGACUGGGGCUGCUGCUUGCCUCGCAUUUCCUCCUGACUCAACGGCAAAUCUGCUUUCGUUCUAAGUGUUCUGAUUCUCUAAGGACCUGGGAGUGAUCAGCAAUCAGAUCUGAACGUGAAAUACAUGAAGAGUCUGUCAUGUAAACGUUCUCUGGGGUUGCUCAAGCUGUCCCGCAGACGUAGGCUUUAAUAAAAAAGAAAAAAAUACACCACUUCUGUGAAAACACUGCACAAGGAUACAAAUCCUUGGGUGUCAAUAAAGAGAAUGGAGAAAUAUUUUUUGUGUGCAAAGGAAGGACGUGUAAGGUGAUCCUGGAUUCAUGAAGGAAGUGCAAUUGUGUCACGUAGACAUAAAACUUAAACAAGGUGUUUCAUGUAUUUUAUACUGUUUUUAACUAAUGUUAUAAAAUGUUUGCAACAAGUUAUCUCUCCUUGUGUUUUAAGAACUCCCAGCUCCCUCAGUGAGUUGAAAUAGGGUAUGAGCAGCUUUCUAAUUAGGUCUAGAAAUCUGUCUACACAAGGGGACAUCCUCGAAAACAAAAUAACGCCCCUGGUCGAAAGCAGUCUAGAUAAAAUAAAACUAAAUUAAAAUUUAAAAUGUCAGAGUCAAAAAGGAACUCAUUCCUAUUUAAAAAUAAAAUUGUCUUCAGCAUAGAAAAAAAAAAUACUUUCCAAGCCAUUUCAUAGUUUACUCACAACGUGUCACUAGCAGAUGAAUCUUCUCUUAGAAAGAUUUCAGUAAAAACUUUGAUACAAAAACCAAGUUAAAAUGUAGUAUUCCCUCAUAUGUAGAUGUACCCAUGGCAUUACGUAUAGAGGUUAAGUUAUUAUACUUGUCACUAAGUUCUUUAUUAGUUUUUAAAUAAAAAAAUGAAAGGAAA
Molecule: messenger RNA, 3810 nt
Organism: Miniopterus natalensis
Lineage: Eukaryota; Metazoa; Chordata; Mammalia; Chiroptera; Miniopteridae
Gene: INSYN2A
Product: inhibitory synaptic factor 2A
Biological process (GO): inhibitory postsynaptic potential
Cellular component (GO): postsynaptic density
Source: RefSeq, a predicted model, not a curated record